AUCAAUCAUUUUAAACAUUGCAAAAGGUUUAAAGAAAAAAGUUGAAAAAUGUCAAAAGUUCCAACGUAUGAAGAUUUCUGUGUCGACGGAAAAAAAGUUGUUGAUUACAUUUGCGACUAUGUCAAAGACAUCGCUAAACGAGAUGUGAUUGAUUACAGUUUGAAGCCGAAUUUUUUGCAUUCAAGGCUUGCAAAAGAAAUGCCUGUAAAAGGUGAGAAAUUCGACAAGAUCAUGACGGACUUCAACAGGAAAAUAAUGCCGGGAGUGUUGAAUUGGAUGCAUCCAAACUUUUAUGCAUAUUUUGGAGCUGGGAAUGCUUACCCUUCAGUGAUUGGAGAAAUGCUAAGCUCGGCAAUAUCAAGUGUAGGAUUUUCAUGGGCGUCAUGUCCAUCUUUAACGGAACUUGAGCAAAUUGUUCUUGAUUGGUUUGCAAAAGCAUUGGAUCUUCCGCCAUUCUAUCUUAGUAAAACACGCAAUUUAUCAAGUAUCGGUGGUGGAGCGAUUCAAAAUUCAGCAAGCGAUUCAAUCUUUGCAGCGAUGGCUGCAGCCAGACAUCGUGCAAUAAAAACAUUGCAAGACCAAGACAGUGAUCGUGAUGCACCACCAAGCAAAUAUUUACCAAAAUUAGUAUGUUUUGCUUCACUUAAUGCACACAGCUCUGUUGAAAAGGCAGCAAAAAUUUUGAUGGUGAAACUUUAUGCUGUUGAACCUAAUCAGGAAGAUUCUAUGACAGCAGUGGCACUUGAAAAGGCGAUAAAAGAAACAAGAGAUAAAGGAUUGGUUCCAUUCUUUGUUCUGUCAACAGCAGGGACAACUGGUCAAUCUGCAUUCGACGAUAUCGAGAAGAUUGGAAAUGUUUGCAAGAAAUAUCCAUCAAUUUGGUUUCAUGUUGAUGGGGCUUAUGGUGGUAACAGUUUCAUAGUUCCAGAAAUGCGUCAUUUAAAGCGUGGAAUGGCAUUGACUGAUUCGUUUAAUGUUAAUCCAAAUAAGCUUUUGUUAACAGCAUUUGAUUGCUCUUGUUUGUGGGUGAAAGAUAUGAAAACAUUCUUGGAAGCAUACAUUGUUGGAUCUGUUGAUAUUGAAGAUCAGAUCAGCACGGGAAUUGUUGAUUUACAUAAUUUUGGUGUUCCGUGGAGUCGACGAUUCAGAGCAUUGAAAUUGUAUUUCAUGUUUAGAAUGUAUGGGCUAAAAGCUCUUCAAGAUUAUAUCAGAAGAGUGAUUAAAGUUGGUGAACAUUUCGCACAAUUGGUUAAAGCUGACACCCGAUUCAGGGUUAAAAAUAAACCAAUUCUUGGUCUGGUUUGUUUCAGACUUGUUGGGAAGUCUGACGAGACAAGAAGAAUGGCAGCUCUACCAUCGCCAGUUGACAGAUUGAAUGAAAUUUUACUUAAGAAGUUGAAUGAAACUAACAGCAUCCAUCUUAUUCCAUCACAUGCACAAGGGAAGUAUGUAAUAAGAUUCGUUGCGAAUCAAGAAAAUUGCAGUGAAGAACAAGUCGAGAAAGCUUGGAGACUUAUUCAAGAAACUGCGACAAAAGUUCUUAGUUCGUCUUCACCUCAUUCAUCAAGCAUGAUUAUGAACGAUCCGUUUUCAAAAACACGUUACUUGACUAGUGAACAACAUGAAAGCUCUCCCAGACGCAUGCUUUGGGAUGGAGCUUCACCAGUUACAAUCAUUACAGAUAAAGACGAUGACGAAGAUGAAGAUGAAGACGAUGAUGAUGACUUUUGAAGCAGAAAAUAAAUAAUUUCAUAUUAUAUUCACAUAUCUAUUGUAUUGUAUUGUAUUCUUGAGCUUAUAUAAAAUAAAUCGACACAAACAUUUUAACAACAAAUCUUGAAC
This is a messenger RNA of Clunio marinus, 1842 nucleotides long. The record is from the annotation of a GenBank genome assembly. Lineage: Eukaryota; Metazoa; Arthropoda; Insecta; Diptera; Chironomidae.